Messenger RNA from Carlito syrichta (Philippine tarsier), 303 nucleotides. RefSeq names its product procollagen galactosyltransferase 1-like. The record is from RefSeq and is a predicted model, not a curated record. The transcript has 3 exons. The annotation marks the transcript as partial. Gene Ontology annotation, molecular function: procollagen galactosyltransferase activity. Lineage: Eukaryota; Metazoa; Chordata; Mammalia; Primates; Tarsiidae.
GUGGAGCCCUCCCGGUUCGUCUCGGUGCCCAGCAAGAAGCCUGACAAGAUGGGCUUUGACGAGGUCUUCAUGAUCAACCUGAGGCGGCGGCAGGACCGGCGGGCGCGCAUGCUGCGGGCGCUGCACGAACAGGAGAUCGCCUGCCGCCUGGUGGAGGCCGUGGACGGGAAAGCCAUGAACGCCAGCCAGGUGGAGGCCCUGGGCAUCCAGAUGCUGCCGGGCUACCGGGACCCCUACCACGGCCGGCCGCUCACCAAGGGCGAGCUGGGCUGCUUCCUGAGCCACUACAACAUCUGGAAGGAG